UUCUCCCCUAAUCUCUUUUUUCUUCCCAAAUUUCUUUCGCUUCCAAAACCUUGUGGGCUGAAUUGCAAUCGAAAUAAAAAUCGAGCGAUUUUAACUCCUGUUUCCAGUUUAAUGGCAGGAAAAUUGGAAGCAGAUACAAGAAGGGAUGUGAUGAGUGAACUGCCAGCAAAUGUGAAGGAAAUGAUUUUGGAGCGCUUGCCCACUCACGAAGCUGCAAGAACUGCUCUGCUCUCAACUCACUGGAGAGAUGCUUGGUUGCUGCUUGGGCGGCUUGUGUUCGAUUCGAACUUCUUUUAUAGCGUCCGAAAAAUCAAAGAUCAGUGGUAUCUUUUCCUAUCAAGAAAUGGCGUUGAGGAACUUUACAUCUCUCAUGACUUUGCUUGGGAACCUCACUAUAAGCUGCCAUUUUGUGUAGUCUUGUGUCCGACAAUAAAGCAGCUGAGACUCGAACGUAUGGGUUUUGAUUUCCCAAUAAAUGCUCCUCCUAAUUUUCCCUGUUUCAGAUCAUUAGCUUUCUUUAGUGUUGUUUUUAAUGAUAAUGCUAAUGGAAUUGUGUCUACACUUCCUAAUCUUGAGAAGCUGGAUUUCUCUGAUUGUCAAGGGAUCUGUAAUUUUAAGAUCAACGCUCCAAAACUUGAAAGCUUGUCUAUUACUGGUAGGCUUGGUCCUAUGUUUGGGGUUGAAUCCAGAUGGUUUGCACUUCAUUUGAAAGCCAUUAAGGUUCUUUGCUUGGAUGCCAGCUUCUUGUUGUGGGAAGAAGAUGUUGAAGUAGCCUCUUUCCCAACUGCAAUAAAUCUGCAAGUAAUCAAACUGGAUCCUUUUGACUUUGCCAAUGAAAAGCAGCUCAGGGGUGUUUUGCAGUUGCUUCAAAAAUCUCCCAACCUAUGUGAACUGGACAUUAAUGCAGCAUGUUCAGAUGAUGACAUAGCAGCUCCUUCAAGACUUUUGAAGGAUCCAGACAGCUGCAUUAUUAAUCAAGAUCUAAAAAUGCUUAAAACAAUCAAGAUUGAAUAUUUUUGUGGAUGCACACUUGAAAUACUUUUUGUGAAAAUGUUGCUCUUAAAAUCCCCUAUACUAGAGAGAAUUGUUAUUACAGAAUCUUAUUAUAGAAAAAAUGGCUACAUGGUGAUCAAGAUCCUAAGGGAGUUGUUGUGCUUCCCUCGUGCAUCUCCAAACGCACAAAUUGUCAUCAAGGGUGAAGUUUAUGUGUUUAAUUCAAUGGAUUUACAUCCGAAAAAGCAUCCCAAUUUGUCUUCCUCAAGCAAAUGCCAAAUGCCCAAAUCUCCCACGGAGGGCUCUCAAACUCUCUCCAAGUCCACAAAUUAUAAAUUAUAA
This is a messenger RNA of Ipomoea triloba (trilobed morning glory), 1335 nucleotides long. Its product is annotated as F-box/FBD/LRR-repeat protein At1g13570-like. The transcript is spliced from 5 exons. The record is from RefSeq and is a predicted model, not a curated record. Gene Ontology annotation, molecular function: protein binding. The coding region runs from base 112 to 1335 and encodes 407 amino acids. Lineage: Eukaryota; Viridiplantae; Streptophyta; Magnoliopsida; Solanales; Convolvulaceae.